UCAUUUUUUACGCAUAUCAUUAUUUUGCUGAAAAAAGAUAAUCCAGUCGAUGAGAAGGCAUUGGGCAUUCCCGUUCAAUUGGGACGGGAGCUACGUGCAAGUGUGAGUGAGAAAAUUAAGGAUUUUUCGUUGUUCACCACGGAAAUUCUUCCACAGUAACAGAUAAUGUACCGCUCGUCGACCAGAACAUCAUUUCUUGGUAAUGGACGUACAAAAACACCAGUUGAGGGUCUCUUUUGUAUGUAUAGUCAUAGAGUGUGCAUGCAAAAUAGACUUGAAGGGUACGAGUACUGUUUGAAACAUAUACUUGAAGACAAAAACGCUCCUUUCAAACAGUGUAGUUAUUCAUCGGGGAAACUUGGAAAGAGAUGUACUAAUGCAUCACCGAAAUCAGACAGGAAAGACGGAUACUGUAUGGAGCAUGCAAGACGUGCCAUGUUGGUGAGGCAGAGAACAUCGAGGAAGAAACGCCCUAAAGAAAGUCCCGAGACUUUGCUAGAAGGUCUGGAUCAUUAUACUACAUUUGGUCGGGCUAACAGUGAUGGACAUAAAGAGAAAUCGUUCACUGUUGCCAGUAAAGCUUUAGAAUAUGCAAGUUCAAGUGACUCUGAUGCAGAAACUCCAGUUGUUGAUCAGGCAUGGAGAGGAGAUGGUGAUAGUGAUGCUGAGAGUGUGGAUAGUGAGCAAGAGGAUCUUUUAAAACAUGCUGGGGUAUACACUGCUGAAGAGGUUGCUCUGAUAAUGCGUGACAAAUUAAUACGUUUACAGUCAUUAUAUAUAGACCAAUUCAAGCGUUUACAACAUGUUAUGAAGGAGAAAAGGCGCAAAUACCUACACACAGUAGAUACUGAGAGGGAAAUGUUAGGUGGAAUUGGUCAGUAUGCAAAGGAUGUAGAUAGCCAGGAGAAUUGGAAUAGAUAUACAGCUAUGAAAAGAUAUCAUAAAAGAUUUGGUGUGGAAGCGUUAUUACAUCGUCAGUCAAAGGAAAGACGGAUAGCCGUAUCUGAGGGAAGUAACUACAAGCCGCCAGCGUUACAUAAGUGUAUACAUACACAUUUAGGAGAGAAAUGCCAGAGUCCAAUUGUUCCUCUGUCUAAAUACUGCCUUAAACAUAUUUUAUAUGAUGGCCACCAGGUGUUGUUCAGGAGUUGUAAGUUUGGAGAUGGAGACUGUGAUCAGCCAGUGGCAUCACAUGACGAUGUACCAUACUGUAACUUACAUACAAAGAUACCUAAAGAUCUGGAUACUAGCAAUGCCAGCCUGUCUGAGAGUCCAAUGAAGACUGAAGCGCCUGUUGAAGAUAUCAUAGAUGUAACAACAGACAUUCCAAUGGACACAGAACCAACUAUGUCAACAAGUACUGUUGCGAUGGAAAAGACAGACACAAAACAAAAAGCCAGCGAUCAGGGAGAUCCAGUAUCAGAAGAGGUUCUUAUGAAGAAGGGGAAAUAUUUAUUACAGCAUCUGAAGAAUUUAGAUCCUCUCACAGGCGAAUUUACUACCAUUGAACCAUCUACAUCUGGGAAAUCAUGAAAACUCUUGUUCGGUUACUCUACCAAGAUAGUAAAGAAUUUAAUGUGCCAUAAAGUAAUGUGCAGCAUAGUUACUUUAAUAGAUAGCUGUUAUGUUUAUGAUUAAAGCUAAGAGGAAUAGGAGCAAAAGAGAAUAUAUGUAGUGCUUGUUACAGCAAGUUUGGGGAUCAUUUGAUUGAAUAUAAUUUGAUGUUUUGUUUUAGUGCUAUUGAAAUAUAUGGAAACAAUAAUGUAAUAAGAAUAAAAAAAUGUAAACGCUAAAAAAAUAGUUUAUUAAAUAAUCAAAUGAG
Molecule: messenger RNA, 1822 nt
Organism: Ruditapes philippinarum (Manila clam)
Lineage: Eukaryota; Metazoa; Mollusca; Bivalvia; Venerida; Veneridae
Product: KAT8 regulatory NSL complex subunit 2-like
Exons: 9
Coding region: 166-1533 (455 amino acids)
Cellular component (GO): NSL complex
Source: RefSeq, a predicted model, not a curated record